CGCAGCUUAGUUAUGGACAGUUAUGGACUCUGGUGACGGCAGGUUGCGACAAACUCAAGGCCAUUGAAAAUGAUGUACACCGUUUUGAGGAUAAUUACAUGGUUUCAAUGCAUAUUACAGUUUCAAUGAAACCGUCAAACAGAUAAGUAAGUGAAGACGUCACCCAUCUUAUUUAGAAAGUAAAUUACAUUAUGUUUUUUUACUUUUUUACAUAGAAAAUUACAAACAUUUCUAUUAAGGUUAGAAGUUGUAUAUUAGUUGAAUUGCUAUUUACCAUAUCUUAUUUAAAUGUUUCGCAAAUUUAAUACUGUGCGGUUAGUUUUUGGUGCUGCAUAUUCGUCCACAGAGGCAUCUGUUAUUCCAGCUAAACUAUCCAGAGUGGAACAGUUUAGAGAAUUAUUAGACAGCACAUCUAAUAAUGAUAUUCUUACGGAUUCAUUUGGAAGACAUCACACUUACUUACGUAUUUCAAUUACUGAACGUUGCAAUCUGCGAUGUUUAUAUUGUAUGCCAGCAGAAGGGGUUAAGCUAACAAAAAAUGAUGGUAUUUUAAAAACAGAAGAAAUAAUUAAAAUAGCAGAUUUAUUUGUCAAAGAAGGUGUACGCAAAAUACGUUUAACUGGUGGUGAACCAACUGUUAGGAAAGAUAUUGUUAACAUUAUUGCUGGCUUAAAACAGUUGCCUGAUUUAAAGCAGGUUGCAAUCACUACCAAUGGGUUAACAUUAACACGUCAGUUACCUGCUUUACAACAAGCUGGGUUAGAUGCAUUAAAUAUUUCGUUAGAUACUUUAAAAGAAAAUCGUUUUGAGCAAUUCACCCGUAGGAAAGGUUGGUCUAGAGUUAUAGCUGCAAUAGACCUGGCUGUUCAGUUGGGUUAUAAUCCUGUGAAGGUGAAUUGUGUUGUAAUGAAAGGUUUUAACGACGACGAACUAAUCGAUUUCGUAAAUUUAACAAAGGAUCGUCCAAUUGAUGUGCGUUUCAUUGAGUACAUGCCUUUUCAAGGAAAUGAAUGGAAUCAGAAUAAAAUGCUUUCCUUUAAUGAUAUGAAAACAAUUAUUAGGGAUGUAUAUCCCGAGCUACAACGUCUUCCAAAUGAAUUCAAUGAUACAUCGAAAGCAUAUCAUGUUCCUGGAUUUACAGGACAAAUCGGAUUUAUUACGUCUAUGAGCGAACAUUUUUGUAGUUCAUGUAAUCGAUUGAGGAUAACAGCAGAUGGAAAUUUAAAAGUAUGUUUGUUCGAGGGAAAAGGUGAAGUAUCCCUCAGAGAUGCUUUACGCAACGGAGCGUCUGACGAUGACUUGAAGGAAAUAAUCGGAGCUGCGGUACGACGUAAGAAAAAGCAGCAUGCAGUUGAAAAGAUACGCGUACACGUCAGAAGUGAUAAGAAUUCACGAAACAAUAAGUCGCGUAAUUUAACAGGCGCGAGAAUUUCGUUAAAGAAUUAUGCAAGCAUAAGACUAUUCUCUUCGUUGUCGCACGUGGACGAAAGCGGUAAAGCAAGCAUGGUAGACGUUGGUUCGAAAAUUGAAACUAAACGCGUCGCGAUUGCGAGAGGAAUCGUACAGGUUGAUUCGACUAUAAGUAAAUUGAUAAACGAGAAUAAUAUAAAGAAAGGGGACGUAUUGUCUAUAGCACAGUUGGCGGGAAUUAUGGGAGCUAAACGUACCCCUGAUUUGAUACCCUUGUGUCAUCAACUUUCGUUAUCCUACGUGAACGUGCACUUGCAUUUAAACGCAGAAUUACAUCGAGUAGAAAUUACAGCAGAAGUUAGGUGUACUGGUAAGACUGGUGUAGAAAUGGAAGCUUUAACGGCCGUAACUAUUGCGGCAUUAACAGUAUAUGAUAUGUGCAAAUAUGCGGCUUCUCCGAAAUCGAUGAAAAUAACUAACAUAGAACUAGUUUCAAAAACCGGUGGUACCAAGGGUGAUUUUAUUAGGAAUUAACCAUUCCAAAUUACCGCAUAAUAUAUGUACAAUCGAGGGAUUCUGUAGUGUAUUAUAUGGGCUACAGUACUAUUUAACUCGUUAAACGUUUAUGUACGUUUCUAUUUUCUCAUUAUACAUACAAUUGUUAUUGUUAAAAGGGUUUGUACCGAUAUACGUGCGCAUGUACCUCGAAGAAUAAGGAAUUUUAUUUAAUCAACGUAUACCGGAUCAUUGUUAUGCAAGAACGUAAAGUUCGGUUCUUGUACAUUUGGUUAUACAAUUGUUUUGUAAUCUUUACAAAAAAUAUGAAUGGUAAUCGGUGUAUGUAUUUGUUGAAUUCUUAUUAAAAUGUUAAAUUAUAA
Messenger RNA from Osmia bicornis bicornis, 2288 nucleotides. It is a transcript of the gene Mocs1, whose product is annotated as molybdenum cofactor biosynthesis protein 1. The transcript is spliced from 8 exons. Gene Ontology annotation, biological process: Mo-molybdopterin cofactor biosynthetic process. NCBI's taxonomy places the organism in Eukaryota, Metazoa, Arthropoda, Insecta, Hymenoptera, Megachilidae. Bases 289 to 1944 code for a protein of 551 amino acids. Gene Ontology annotation, molecular function: metal ion binding; 4 iron, 4 sulfur cluster binding; GTP 3',8'-cyclase activity. The record is from RefSeq and is a predicted model, not a curated record.